AGGAUGGAAUCUCUGACUCCUUCACCAGACUCAGUAGAUAAGAAAUUGAAGAUAACUCAUGUAGAAUGCCAUCCUGACUGCUUGGUUAUAGUGUUCCAGGCUCAGUACAACGUAGGAUGUGAGCUUGACUAUUUCAUACUACAAAAUGAAAUACAGCGCGUGUUCAAAGUAAAAGAUGAUGUCUCUGUUGGUGGAUCUUGCUUGGUGGAAGACACAGAAGGAGAAUGGCAUAGAGGAAGAGUUCUGAGAAAAAAAGGGAAUAUCUGUGAGACUUUUCUUAUAGACACUGGACAUGUGUUGGCUGUUGAGGAAACACAUCUUGCUGCUGCUAGUGAUAAGCUGUUUCAGCUCCCUCCAAAGGUGGUUUUGGGUGUUUUUGCAAGCAUACUUCCUCUUGGAGAAAGAUGGGGUCCAAAAGCUGUUAACUAUUUUUCAUCUCUGGUAGGAUUACAGAUCACUGGUCAUGUGAAGGCUGUUACACCAUAUCAGCUGUUUAUUCUAGAAGUGCCUAAGAUUAUUACUGAUGUUCUUGAACUGCAGCUAGGUAAAUUUAUUGAUGGAGAUUCAUUUUGUCUUGUUGUAGAAACUUUAAGAGCAUUGCCCCAAGGAAUGCUUUCUAAGAGAAUGCCACAACUGUUGACACAGAAGUAUCCGUUCAGGGAGUUACUUACUGUAAAUAAUUCUGAGAAACCAACAGAUUUUUGGCAUGUUCCAGAUCAACUCUUUCCAUGUCUACCUGUUGGCAGUAAAGAAAAUGUAAAAAUAACUGGUGCAGUAAGCCUAAAUAAAUUUUAUUGUCAGAUACAGAAAUGGCAGAAAGAGCUGGAAUGUUUGACAGGAGCUAUGCAUUUGUACUAUGAAGCUCUUGUUGGAGAAAAUACCACAUCUUGUGAUAGUUUUGGGCUGCUCUGUGCUGCCAAGAGGCAAAAUGGACAGUGGCAUAGAGGAGUGAUAAAACAACUCCUCUCUGACCACGUGGAGGUCUGGUUUAUGGAUUUUGGCAUUAUUGAAGCUGUGCCACCUAGUUGUAUUUGGAAACUGAAAGCUGAGUUCAUGACAUUACCAAUGGUUUCAUUUCCAUGUACACUGUCUUGUUUUGGUAGUCAGGAUGAAACAGUAAUAAAAUUUCAGCUCAAAGAACUUACACAAGCCUUAAUAGGACAAACCUCUGUGUGUGUCCAAGUUGAUUUAUACAACAACUCUGAACGCUUGUAUUAUAUAACGCUGCAGAAACAAAAUCUUGGAAUUAAUGCUGAGCAUCCUGAAGACCAGAAUGAGACAGCUGCCCCAUGUGUCUCGCUUUUGGAAACAAAAACCAGAAGCAUUGCACUAAACGACAAACCAAGUCCUGAAAGAAAAAAUUCGUCUAAGAAUUACUCUGGAAACAAAGAUAAAAAAACCUGCUUACCUGAACAGGACAUUUCUUUCUCCAGCCACUGCAAGAGAGUAGAGAUGGAAAUGAACUCUUUUUAUGGAGCUUUUGUAGUAUACGUUGUAAAUCCAUCUGACUUUUGGAUUCAAACGUGUAGAUACCAGAAGGAGUUUCAUGCCUUGAUGAAAAACAUUGCCUGCACCUACAGUCAAUAUAAAGAUGAUGAGAUGGUCCUUAAAAAGCCAGAGCCUGGGUUGCUGUGCUGUGCCCGGUAUAGCAGGGAUGGGUGUUAUUACCGGGGUGUUGUCACAAAAGUGUUUCGUGUUAGCAUUAUGGUUUACUUUUUAGAUUUUGGAAAUACAGAUACUAUACCUUGUCACUAUGUGAAAACAUUGCUUCCUGAGUUUUCUGAUUUACCAGCUUUAGCUAUGUGUUGUUCCCUUGCUUGCACAUUUCCUGUUGAUGGUGUGUGGGUUAAAAAAGAAACUGAUUUCUUUAAAAACGUGGUGUUGAACAAACCACUGCUACUUCAUGUCGUUGGAAAGCAAAACGACAAGUACAUUGUUAAUGUGCAGUGUCAUACUGGUUUCCUGCAAGGAAACGUUGCCGCGUGUAUGGUUCAAGCUGGUUAUGCUGAAUAUCGGCUGAAGCCACCAGAUUCUGUUCUGAGGGCAGCAAAAAAGCGGCACAGUGGGAAUCACCUCAAAUGUAAAAAAGAAAAAAUCAAUGCAGAGAACACCAGUAAUAUUUGCAAAAAUAAGGUGUCUGGAAAUGGAGACAUGCUUCAGAAGGAAAAAUCAUUAAAUGUGCUGCCAGUGCCUAGAGAAUCUGUUGUGCCAUCCUGUUCAGGAGAACGUGCUGUCUCUAAAAUGCAUAAAUCGGUAUGUGAGGAAAAAUUAGUUUAUAAGGAGCUUGUGUUUAGGCCAGGAGCUGCUCAUGAAGUGGUGUGUUCUUGCAUCUUUUCCCCAGCAGAUUUUUCAUGUCAACUGCAAAGCAAACUGCCAGAGCUAAAUAACUUAAUGGGACAAAUUCAGACAUACUAUAAACAUCAUACCAAUCCCUACAAAACUGGACAGGUUGCCUGUGUUGUUAAGUAUCCCAAAGAUGGGAAGUGGUAUAGAGCCACUGUUGUGCAGGAGGUAUCCACAAAUGAAGUUGAUGUGGUUUUUGUAGACUAUGGUUAUCAGGAAAGAGUUUCACUUAAAGAUGUACAGGGUGUUCUUCCAGAUUUUCUAGCUCUAGAGAGUCAAGCAUUUCGAUGUGGACUUAAAAAUGUAAUCUUACAGACUGACUCAGUUAAUUGGUCUGAAGAAGUGCAGAGACAGUUUGUAGACUUCAUUUCUUCUCCUAGAGGACCACUGACUUGCACCAUUUAUGCUCUUGUUCUUGUGAGCCCCAACUGUUUAUGUAAUGUAGUUGACUUACAGACUCCACUUGCUAGUGUAGAUGAAUUCUUCAGAGAACGUGGUCUCACUCAGCCUGAAUGUGUUGGACUGAGAAACUUUGCAUCUUUGGGUUCUUUGUAUAGUUUUUGCUAUUCAUCUUUCAAUAUAAAAAUUGGAAGUGAGGAGGAGGUUUAUAUAACUCAUAUAAAUAGUCCUUCAGAAUUCUAUUGUCACCUUAACCGCAACUCUGAAACUCUUGAGGCAUUGAUGAAGAGGGUUAGUGACGUAAGUAAAAUGUCAGGUAAUGCAAAUUAUCAUGGCAAUACACGACUAUGCAUAGCCAAGUAUGUGGAAGAUGGUCUCUUUUACAGAGCUUUGGCUUUUCCUGUGGAAUCAACAUCCUUUCUGUUGGUUGACUAUGUGGAUUUUGGAAAUAGGAGUAUGGUGGAGAGAGAUCAGUUGAUGCCUAUUCCAGAUUCUGCCGCUGACCUACUAUUCACACCCAUGCAAGCUAUUAAAUUCUGUCUGUCAGAUCUUAGGGGGACAGAAUUUCCAGCAAGAAUUACUACAUGGUUUGUGAAAACAUUCCUUGGUAAAUUGCUGAAGGCUGUAAUUUUAUCCAGAGAACCAGAUGGAAAGAUUGUUGUGGAGUUGUAUGAUGGACAGCUCACAGUAAGUCAGAAAAUUAAAGAAAAGGUAUUGGAAGAGUUGGCACAGGAAAGCCAAGCCUGUGAUGAGCAUUACCAGGCAGAUACUGGUGAGAAAUUUGGAGAUGAAGAGCAAACUGCAUGUAGCAUACCAAAGUUGUGUAGUGGAUUCUCAAAACAGCAAACUUUACAGGACAGCAAAGAGCAAAGUUUUAGAAAUACUUUCAGUGCUCUUCUGGAGAACGGAGAGGAACCUUGGAUUGGACAACCUGCUUCUCACUCCCUAUCUUAUUGUGCUUUACAUUUAAAGGAAAUAACUGUAAAUGCUCUCUCUGACUCUCAGAAUGAAAGACCAAAUUGUACAGGUCAACAGGAAAGGAGUAAUAAAAAUACACCUACAUUAAUCAGCCUUCCUCAACGUGAUAUCCAGGUGAAUACCGAAGUAGCAGGUUAUAUUUCUCAUAUAAAUAGUCCAUCAAGUUUCUAUGUUCACUUUGCAGAGGAUGAAAACUUAAUAAUAAAACUAGCAGAUGAUUUGAAUGAAAGCUUGGAGAAUAGAGGUUGGGAAAAUUGCUUAAAUGAGCUCAUGGUAGGGGAUCUCAUUGUUGCAGAGCAUGACGCUGAUUGUUUUUACUACAGAGCAGUUAUUAAAACUCUGAAAUCAGGAAACUCCUAUGAGGUAGAAUUUAUUGACUAUGGUAAUGCUGCAGUUGUAAGUUCGUCAAAAAUCUGCAGGAUUCCAGAAAAGUUCUUAACUAUGCCAAGGUUUAGUGUUCAUUGUUUCCUUAGUGCGAAAAGUGUUCCUGGGGAAAGCUGGACUAAAGAAAGUGCUGCAUAUUUUGCAAGAACAGUAAGUGACAAGCCAGUAGCUUGCAAGUUCUUAGAGCAACAUGGAGAAAAAUGGGAAAUAGAUGUAAUUUGUGAUGGAGAGUCAUUGUCUAACAGCCUUUUGCAUAAAAUAGACAGCAUAAGGUGGAAUAGCACAUGGGUAUUUUCUUUGGAAAAUAGGCCUAAACAUGGUAAUUCUCAAAAGUCUAAGAAUAGUUUAGGUGGCCAAAAUAAAACCAAGGCUCCUGGGAUAAAAAAUAUUUCCGUAAAACCCUUACGUCUACUUCAUCAGGUGUUAAAUUCUGGACAAGUAGAAGCAGCAGAAGUAGUUAAUAUUUCAAAGAAUGGAGAAUUUUAUGUACAGUUACUUAAAAAUCUGCAAAUACUACAUGAGUUAAAUGUAAUGCUUGACAAAGAAGCACAAAGAAGUGAUUUGCUUAGAGUGGAUGACAUUGAACAGGGUCUGGAAUGCAUUACACAAUCUGAAAGGAACUUAAAAUGGAAUCGAUCAAAAGUGAUAAAGAAAUUUGUCAGGGAAAAGUUAAUGCUAGUUUUUUUCAUGGAUUACGGCACAUGUGAGAUGGUGUCCUUAAAUAAUGCAAAGAUGCUCAGUGAUGAGAUUAAGAGUAUUCCUAAACAAGCUGUUUAUUGUAGGUGGAUUUGUUUUAAAAACCUGAAGAAAAUUCACUUAGACCAUGUAGUAAAUGCACUUCUAGAUUGUGAAAUAAGGAUCUUGUUUCUGAGAUACUUGAAGUCAUCUGAUAUCUGGGAGGUAGAUAUUUUAGUGGGAGAAGUUACACUUCAGGAGUAUUUGAACCAGCUCUUAAGUCAUUGUUGGACAAUUGUUGGACCAGAAAAAUGUAGUAAUACAAACUGUAAGGAGUUUGAUACGUCAUUCAACAUAAAUUCAGUCAUGUGGAUGCUGCUGAGUAGUGGCAGAACAUAUCCUGGGUGUGCAACUGCAGUUACUGAUCCUUCAAACUUCAGCGUCCAGUUUGAAAUCUUCUUUGAUAGCAUGCGAAACUUGUCCCUGCUGCUCUCUGACCUUCCUGACAACUUGCCGGUUCUGCCGGAAGAACUCGUGAUACCUGGUGCUAGCUGCUUGAUCGAGUUUGGGCAGGAAGCAGAGUGGUACAGGGCGGAAAUUAAUGAAGUAACAGAUCAGUCUGUUGUUCUUACGUUUAUUGAUUAUGGCUUUCUGAGGACCAUACCUUAUUCUGAUAUCCAUAAACUCAAAGUUGUUCCAGAAAGUCUGUUACACUUGCCACGCUUGGCACACUCUUGUUCUUUGCAUGAUACAGUACCUGGCAAGGGGGAGCACUGGAGUGAGGAAGCCAUACUUCUGUUUCAGCAGCUUCUUCAUAAACCAGGUCUGAUAUUUCAUUUUAUCCACUAUGGCUCUGAAAUGAAGUUAGAGGUGGAUGUUUUGUGUGAAGAUAGCAAUCUGUCUGAUGCCUUAAUUGCUGCAGGCCACGCAGUCUGCUCUCACAGUAGGUGCUGUCCCAUUGCAGUUGACAGACUCUAA
This is a messenger RNA of Onychostruthus taczanowskii (white-rumped snowfinch), 5757 nucleotides long. It is a transcript of the gene TDRD15, whose product is annotated as tudor domain containing 15. The coding region runs from base 4 to 5757 and encodes 1917 amino acids. The record is from RefSeq and is a predicted model, not a curated record. The transcript has a single exon. NCBI's taxonomy places the organism in Eukaryota, Metazoa, Chordata, Aves, Passeriformes, Passeridae.